CAGAGCUGGAACGGAGGGGAUUUACAGGAGCGUGAGAGCUGCAUACAUGAGAUCACACGGAGUCAAGCUCGACUACAUCCAGAUGCUCCUGCGAUCGUUGCUCAUGAUGGUUCUCUCUCUUAUCACGAUCUCGAAGUUCUUACAAACCGAUUGGCCCACACAUUCUUCACUAAAUUUGCAUUUCGUCCAGAGGAAAAAGUUCUUUUAGUAUUUCCUCAUUCGAUCUGGGCCAUAGUGGGUAUGGUUGCUGUCAUGAAGGCCGGCUCUGCCUUCGUUCCCCUGGAUGAAAAUUUCCCUCUGGAUCGGGUUAAAUCCAUCGCCUCGAAAGCAAACGCACGAUUUGUGAUCACAAAUGAAUUGUUAUCUGCGAAAUACGAAGAGGUCGGAUUAGAAACUCUCGUCUUGGACCAGUCAUUUGUGUCCAAAGAGACUCUGUCGACAAUGGAGGAUUGGUCAAACCAAAACAUCAGCCCAAGCAAUCUUGCCUAUGUUAUCUUUACAUCUGGUAGCACAGGGGAGCCCAAGGGUUGUGAAAUCGAGCAUCAAGCGUUUUGUUCCUCAGCUCUAGCGUACGGUCCGAAAUUCAGACUAGGAACUGAUAGUCGAAUACUUCAGUUCUCCUCCUACGCAUUCGAUGCUUCUUUAGUGGACAUCCUGGUAGGCCUACUCUCGGGAUCCUGCGUAUGCGUGCCAUCGGAUCACGACCGGAUGAAUGACCUCGGCCAAGCAGCUCUGCGGAUGGAGGCGAACUGGGCUAUGUUAACCCCGUCUCUUGUCUCAAGGCUAAACAUUGAGAAUGCAAAGUGUAUCAAGACUCUUGUCCUGGUAGGCGAGCCGCUUACCACCGAUGCAAGGGACGCCUGGGUACACCGCGUCGAUCUUUUUGGUGGUUAUGGACCAAGCGAGGUGGGUCCGAUUUCUGCCGUCGUGGGUCCGAUGACAUCCCAAUCGAACCCCAUCAACAUAGGAUAUCCCGUAGCGAACAAAAGUUGGGUCGUGGAUCCGUCUGAUCAUAACCAACUCGUGCCUGUGGGAGCAGUGGGGGAACUUGUGCUCGAGAGUUGCUCUCUUGGAAGGGGAUAUAUUGGUGAUAAGGAGAGGACAAAUCAAGUCUUCAUCGAGAACCCCGAGUGGUGCAAAUUUGCCGAAUUUCGCAACGAGGUGAAGAUACGACGCAUGUAUAAGACCGGAGAUUUGGUAACACGUUGCGAAAAUGGAACCCUUCAGUACAUUGGCCGCAAAGAUAUGCAGGUCAAGGUCCGAGGCCAGCGCAUGGAAUUGGGCGAUGUCGAGACGCAUCUGAAAGCCAUCGUUGCUGCUGAACUUGCCGUCGAGCCUGGGGUCCCUCGGGGAUGUAAAGAAGACGAGAAGAUGCUAAUCGCAUUCUUGUGUCUAGGACCUGAGUCGAUAAUUUCCGACGACCUAUCUUCUGUGGACACGAAAGUGCAAGCUCAGCUGCAUGGUUUGCUCGACGAUGCUGAAGAGAAGUUAUCCCGCAAGUUGGCUCGCUACAUGUUGCCUGUAGCCUAUCUACCACUCCACACUCUUCCUAUCACGAUAUCGGGUAAAAGGGAUCGACGGAAGUUACAGCAAAUGAUUGCCUCCUUGAGCAAGCAAGAGCUUCUAGCCUGGGGAACGCCAAAGUCGACACUGUCAAUUGGUCGGCCUUUAGUCACGGACAUGGACCGACGAGUUGCCGGGCUUUGGUCUAAAGUGCUUAAACUUGAAACUGAUAUGCUGAGUUUGGAUGAUGAUUUUGUUAAGCGAGGUGGUGAUUCGUUGGCGGCUAUGCGACUGGCAAGUCUCGCCAAGGAUGCAGGGUUAAAGCUAUCUUUCCGAGAUAUAUAUCGUGUUAGUCGCCGGCUUGGUGACCAAGUGGAUAUAUGUAUAAAACAUGCCCGGAAUUCCGUAGCUAAGAAAAAAGGGGGGUAGGAAGUUCUUUAUGUUAUCUCAGCUAUGCUCGCGCCGCAAUACAGAAGUGCAUACCCGACUUCACGUGUUAGAAACUUAAUGAAUAGAUGAUUUAAUAUGCUUUAUCAUCAAGUGUUCUGAAUCAGAUUCUAUCCAACAAGGUGGUCCAUAUGUUAAAUCGAUCUGAUCAG
This is a messenger RNA of Annulohypoxylon truncatum, 2102 nucleotides long. RefSeq lists its product as uncharacterized. Gene Ontology annotation, molecular function: phosphopantetheine binding. The transcript has a single exon. Lineage: Eukaryota; Fungi; Ascomycota; Sordariomycetes; Xylariales; Hypoxylaceae. Gene Ontology annotation, cellular component: cytoplasm. Gene Ontology annotation, biological process: secondary metabolite biosynthetic process; amino acid activation for nonribosomal peptide biosynthetic process. The record is from RefSeq and is a predicted model, not a curated record. The coding region runs from base 241 to 1932 and encodes 563 amino acids.